This is a messenger RNA of Fusarium proliferatum ET1, 531 nucleotides long. RefSeq lists its product as uncharacterized. Lineage: Eukaryota; Fungi; Ascomycota; Sordariomycetes; Hypocreales; Nectriaceae. The coding region runs from base 1 to 531 and encodes 176 amino acids. The record is from RefSeq and is a predicted model, not a curated record. The transcript has 2 exons.
AUGAGAGGGGCCGUUCUCGCGCUAUCCAUUUCUACAGCAGCCUUACUAUCUUCCUUGAUUGCCAUGGCGGCCUUGGUUUAUCAUCUUUAUCUUGUGUUAAAGAAGACCAGAAAGCAACUAGACGACGCAAACAUUACUGAACUAAGCCCAUGGAGGGUUUAUAAUAUUUACCUCAUAGUGCAUGAUCCUCAAACCUGGACCAAAAAUAGAAACAUUGCUCAUGGCCAUGCUGAGAUACAAGACUCCAAGAACCACUGCACCUAUAAUCUCUAUUCCUGUCUUUGUUUUGAAAUUACGGGAUUUAAUAAGGAAACGAAUGAGUUGUGCGAUAUCGGGAAUUCAGAAACGGAUGUUAUCGUCGUUAAGGAUGCCAGGAAAAUCAUACUUACCGGGGUUAUAGUUGAUGAGAGGUGUUGGCGGGGAGCUAGCCGUUCACUUGUGAAAAUGAGAUUACCAACAAAACCGAUUCCUGUGGAUCCCCUGGACUCGUCGGGGGGCAUAGAGGAUCCAUGGGUUGCCUUUAGCAGAUGA